UCGCCGAAGAUUCAACAGCAGGAUGCGGAGAAUCGGAACAGAACAAUGUUGCGUCCGAUCGCGUUCCUAUUUCGAUCAGAUGCCGAGCAACCGGCGAGCGACACGUGCGAUUGGAGCCGAGCAGUGCUGCCACCUGUCCUCGGAUCUGUCUUUCGAGGAAUGGGGGGGAGGGGGGAGACCCUCGAGGAAACACCUGAGGCGCGUGCGUUGCUCCAUGUUGUCACCACCGGCCCGGUUGGAGAAACGUCAAUGGAGUCGGUCUAACCUCAAAAAAGCCGUCGUCGCCGAUGCGCCUCUCGUACAUGCCAGUGUGAGAAAAAAAUCUACUCCCAAGCCUUGGACGACGAAGCAUGACCGUAUGGGAGAGACUGCGUAAUCCGUGCGGCUUGCGCGCGGGCGCCAAGCAGAUCUCCGUGGACGCGAUGCUACCGCUUCUGGUGGUGCCGGUUCUCGCGGUGAUAGCCGCCCAGGCCGUCCUCUGCACGGUCGUCGUGUUCCUGGCCACGCCAAUUCUCGUCUAUUAUCUGCAUCACAAUUUUCUCAGAUUUUUGCUGCGCACCAAGUUCUUCCUCAUGUGGACGAUCACGAGCGUGCUGAUGCUUAUGCUGGUGUUCGAGAUGAGCGUCGUGCCGCUUCUUGAAAUUCUGCCCGAAGAGAACGCGGUGUUCAUAGCUUGCGUGGUCGGCGGCAUAUGGUGCGGCUACAAAGCCAAGCAGAAGGCGGACGCGGCGGCGCAGGAAGGCGUCGUCAGUUUGCAGGGAUUGGAACUGGGCGAAGGCAGCGGCGAGCUCUGCGCCACGUGCAGGAGAAGAGCGCCACCAAAGGCUUAUCACUGCCGCUUAUGCCAAACUUGUAUACUUAACAGAGAAUAUCAUUGCAAAUGGCUGGACUGCUGCAUAGGUUCCAGCAAUCUAGGCUGGUAUUUGGGCUGUUUAUUUUUUUCCGCCUUUGCUUUUAUUUAUGGUUCCAACCUGACUAUGACGAGCGUUUGUCAUCCGUUCAUACUCAUUGGCACCAUACUUCUGCCUGAUGACUGCAGCGACGUUUAUCAUCAGUUAGACCUCGCUCUUUGCUUCGUCUCCGCCGUUUACAGCCUCCUCGUCGGCGUGGUGGUGUUCGCUUACCUCCUGUAUCAUCUAUGGCUGCUCUCUAUCGGCACGACGUCGAACGAGCGGCGAUUAAACACCGAAAGUCAGUACGAUCACGGAAUGCUGAGGAACGUGUCUCGGCUAUUCUGUUGUAAAACUUAAAGAAUUAUUGUGUACAUAUUAUAAUGUAAGCUAAGCUAGGGGUCUACUUCGGGUUUACUUCGCACAGUGUACAUGUACUACACGCCCGUACAAAAAACAAAAACAAAACAAAAAAAAAAAAAAGAAAAAACAAUGUUACUGAAAUCAAAUUUUAGAACAAACUAAGACAACAUUAAGGCCAAAAUCUGUCGUGAAUUGUGCGUCGAUAGUCGUUCGCGUCCGUUCGAGAAACAAAGCGCAAGGUGGGGAAUACAUGUUAGGUAUUAAGUUUCGUCGCGCAACUCUUUCCUCAUCCUUUCAACUUCUGCGUUCUAUCUUUACACGCGACACGGAUUCGUCGACUCAUCGUCGCAGGUGCGGCGCGUACGUUUUUCCGUAUGACGUUUUUGCGUAUACUCGAUCAUCUUUCUCUCAGCGACAUAUCACCAGAUAAAGCACCAGAUUCCCAUUACAUUCGUUAUUUCUCUUAAUGUUAAACAGUGUGCGUACCAUUUGUAUAUUUAUUGUAACUGUGAUAAAGUGGCCAUUGUACGAAUAAUAUAAUAAAUUAUUACCAGUCUGUAUACUAA
Messenger RNA from Pseudomyrmex gracilis, 1819 nucleotides. RefSeq names its product palmitoyltransferase ZDHHC23 (gene GABPI). Bases 351 to 1250 code for a protein of 299 amino acids. Gene Ontology annotation, molecular function: protein-cysteine S-palmitoyltransferase activity. Lineage: Eukaryota; Metazoa; Arthropoda; Insecta; Hymenoptera; Formicidae. The record is from RefSeq and is a predicted model, not a curated record. Gene Ontology annotation, cellular component: endoplasmic reticulum; Golgi apparatus. Gene Ontology annotation, biological process: peptidyl-L-cysteine S-palmitoylation; protein targeting to membrane. The transcript has 4 exons.